UGACAACGAGGAUGGACGUGUGUGUGGACGUUACGUUGCAAAAGCCGGUUCAGCGAAGAGCAAAUGGGUCGGCGGGUGCACGUUACCGGUUACUGGGUUUUCAGGGUGUCCUCAUCGCUUAGUGUAGCCCUUCAUUUAAGACGCGUUUAGUUUGAACCCAGGAGGAUUUAUAACGCAAUCGCUGAUAUUGGUUUAGUCAAAAGUGAACGGUAUUGAUCACCUUUCACUAUGACCACGACGGAGGCCACCACUGCAAAUUCAAAGGGAGCCUCGGGUGGGCAAGACUAUGCUCUGACACCUUUACAUCAAAGCAAAAUGAUCACCGCGAGCAGCGUGCACGCGCUGACGCAGAGACCCACGUGGAGUGGGCGGCUGGACUUCAUCCUGGCCACGGUGGGGUAUGCGGUGGGAUUGGGCAAUGUGUGGAGGUUCCCCUACCUGUGCUACAGCAGCGGUGGAGGUGCUUUCAUGGUCCCUUAUCUCACCAUGGUGCUCCUGUGUGGCAUUCCUCUGCUCUUCAUGGAGUUUUCUAUCGGGCAAUACACUCGCUUAGGGCCAGUGCAUGCUCUUGCCAAAAUCUGUCCCUUGUUAAAAGGUGUUGGUGUGGCCACAGUUGUCAUCUCCUUUGUGUUCUCCACAUACUACAAUGUGCUCAUGAGCUGGGCCCUUUACUAUUUCUUCAACUCGUUCGGCGCGACCCUCCCCUGGACGUCGUGCAACAACACAUGGAAUGAAGUCGGUAACUGUUCCAGCGGUUUCCCGGGCAACAGCACCCACCUGCAGUCGGCCAGUCAACAGUUCUUCGAUCACAGACUUCUGGAGAAAACCAAAGGCAUUGAAGAGUCUGGUGGCAUUCGCUGGGAACUCUUCGGCUAUCUAAUUCUUUCCUGGGUCAUCGUAUAUUUCUGCAUAUUUAAAGGAGUCAAAUCAACUGGCAAGGUUGUGUAUUUCACUGCUGUAUUUCCAUACUUCAUCCUGAUCGCCUUGCUCAUUAAUAACGCGCAGCUUCCGGGAGCCAAGGAUGGUAUCCUCUACUUUGUAACACCUGUUUGGGGCAAACUGUUUGAAGUGAAGGUCUGGGUUAAUGCUGCUGCCCAGGUGUUUAACUCCGCCGGAAUAGCAUUUGGCUCCAUGAUUUCGAUGGCGAGUUACAACAAAUUCAACAACAACAUUCUCAGGGACGCUUUAAUUGUGUCAUUCACCAACUCCUUCACUAGUAUCCUGGCUGGCUUUGUGAUCUUCUCAGCUAUUGGCUACAUGGCUCAUGUACACAACCUCCCAGUGGAAAACAUAGCAACAGAUGGUCCUGGUUUGGUGUUCGUUGUGUACCCAGAAGUCCUCUCCACCAUGCCUGUCUUUCAGCUGUGGGCCCCUCUGUUCUUCUUUAUGCUUCUCUGUCUGGGACUGGACAGCCAGUUCGCUACAGUUGAGGUGGCAAUAACCUUCAUAAAAGAUGAGUUUGGGCCCCAAGUUCUGCGCUUCUUAAAGAGAGAGGAGCUGCUCACCAUGGUCAUGUGCAUCAUUGGCUUCAUCCUGGGAAUUCCUCAUGUAACCAAGGGAGGCAUCUAUGUGUUUCAACUGAUGGACCACUACACUGCUGUGGUCUCACUUGUGUUCCUGGCUUUCUUCGAAGUUGUUGCUGUAUGCUGGAUCUUUGGUGUUCCACGGCUUUCCUUCAUGGUCAAGAGGAUGCAAGGAAAAAAUCCAAACAUCUAUUUUCGAGUGUGUUGGCUGCUUCUCUCUCCUCUAUUGGUGCUGUGCAUACUGAUCUCCAGCAUCGUCUACUACACCCCCGCUCACUACGGGGAGUACUCGUACCCAGGCUGGGCCGAAGGUGUGGGCUGGUGCGUCUCCCUGGUCUCCAUCGUCUGGAUCCCACUCGGAGCCAUUCAAGAGAUCAAUAGACACAAAGGAUCACUUCUCCUGAGACUUAAAACAGCCAUGAUUCCCACAAUCGACCUGAAUGCUGACGGGUCUCUGCCGGAUCAAAACCUAGAGAACCCAGCGCUGGAAACCAUGUUGACUUUAGUGGCCUGACAAGUUGUGAGUCUCCUGUGAAAGGGUUCAAAUC
This is a messenger RNA of Pungitius pungitius (ninespine stickleback), 2071 nucleotides long. Its product is annotated as sodium- and chloride-dependent GABA transporter ine. Gene Ontology annotation, cellular component: plasma membrane. The record is from RefSeq and is a predicted model, not a curated record. NCBI's taxonomy places the organism in Eukaryota, Metazoa, Chordata, Actinopteri, Perciformes, Gasterosteidae. The transcript is spliced from 13 exons. Gene Ontology annotation, biological process: sodium ion transmembrane transport. The coding region runs from base 229 to 2037 and encodes 602 amino acids.